AUAAAGCAAAAUACCUUUCCUGCACCUCACAGUGGCAAAGGCUCAUCCCUCUUUUGUGCAGUCGCCUGCGCCACUCCCGCCAAUCCAUCAUGGCCAAAUGCAUCUCUUCCUCCAUUCUCUUCGCUCCUUCCUCUUCGUCAACCCGAACCCUCAAACCCUCCCCCCUCCACUUCCAAACCCCUAAACGCUCACUCCUCUCAAUGCUCUCUCCCCGUCCUCGAAACCCCUUUUCCGUCUUCAUCCGCGCCACCGUCGCGAUCGAGAAGGAAACCCCAGAAAACGAGCGCCCUGAUACAUUCCUCAGGGCCACCGAUGAUCCUCAUUCCUCCGCCGCCGCGUCACCUAACUCCGUCCGUGCGCGGUUCGAGAAGAUGAUAAGAGAAGCGCAGGACGAGGUAUGCGCCGCGAUCGAGGCCGAGGACGGAGUGGGAAAGUUUACGGAGGACGUCUGGUCGAGAGCCGGCGGUGGCGGGGGAAUAAGCCGGGUGUUACAGGAGGGCGGAGUUUGGGAGAAGGCUGGGGUCAAUGUGUCAGUCGUAUACGGGAUGAUGCCUCCGGAAGCGUAUAGGGCGGCGAAGGGUGGUGAUUCUUUGGAGAAGCCGGGGCCAGUGCCUUUCUUUGCGGCUGGGAUUAGUUCGGUAUUGCAUCCAAAUAAUCCUUUUGCACCAACGUUGCAUUUCAAUUAUCGUUAUUUUGAGACAGAUGCUCCAAAAGAUGCUCCCGGAGCACCUAGGCAAUGGUGGUUUGGAGGUGGCACUGAUUUGACUCCUGCAUAUAUAUUUGAGGAGGAUGUUAAGCACUUCCAUCAGGUUCAGAAACAAGCAUGUGACAAAUUUGAUCCAAGUUUCUAUCCGAGAUUCAAAAAGUGGUGUGAUGAUUAUUUUCUCAUUAAGGUGAAUCUGCAAUGCAGACCAAAAAUUAUUGGUCGUGUUCUUCUGUUGUUUGUCUUCAUCGUCAUAUAUCAUAUUCAGAUACACUGUAUUCAUGGUUUAGCGGAGUUUUAUUGGACUAAAUGCUACUCUUAUACUUCAAGUUAUGGGUAUUUCCAACACUGACGCUUGAUACAAUUA
Molecule: messenger RNA, 1070 nt
Organism: Dendrobium catenatum
Lineage: Eukaryota; Viridiplantae; Streptophyta; Magnoliopsida; Asparagales; Orchidaceae
Product: coproporphyrinogen-III oxidase 2, chloroplastic
Exons: 4
Coding region: 90-1055 (321 amino acids)
Cellular component (GO): chloroplast stroma; cytoplasm
Molecular function (GO): coproporphyrinogen oxidase activity
Source: RefSeq, a predicted model, not a curated record